AUACACACAGGAUGCAGUUGGGUAGCCGGUCGCAUCUGUCGUCUGCCUUCCCCGAACCUUCCCUUCUCCUUGCAUUGCCUGUCUUUUGAGUUUUGACAACCAACCAGGCCUACCUGCCCUGAUUCUUGUCCCUCCAUUCCGUCUUGUUCUUCGUCUUCACCGAUCACCAGGGAACACCACCUCCACCGUACCACUAGUGAAGUAGGUGGUGACCGCCGGCCGACAAUGGCAGCCGAGCCGGAGGACAUCCCCGACGAGGAACCCUUCUCUCCUUCCAUCUUUCUUAACCUGUCCCCGACUCCUGCCCCGCACCGCGAUGACGACCAUCAGGACCCGGCAAACCACCAAGCUUCACAGACCUCCACUGAGAUCCUGUCCGUCGCCAACACCAUUAGUGGCGGAGUAGGCACCAGCGGCUUCACCCUCUCGCCGUGCUUCUCCGACACCACCGCCACCGUGUUGGACGGCGUGACCUGCUGGCCCUACGACCCGGUCGAGCUCUCCCAGAAGCUCCUUUAUUCUACGACUAGGACUGCUUCCUUGCACGUCCAGGACGCGAGCGCCAGCGUGGGAUUCUGGCAGAACGGGGGCAAGCUUAAGACCGCGACGACGGCGCCUGCUAGUGCUGGCGACGACGUUGGAGAGCACGACGCGCUCUUCUCCGGUGGUGGCGCCGGCGAGACGAGCAGGGUAACCAUGGACAUGCUGAACCAAGCGUUCCUCAAGGGUAUGGAAGAAGCCAACAAGUUCUUGCCCACCAACAACACCCUCCUCACCCACUUCCACUUGGAGACCAUCUCCGAGUCCGGGGACAGACACGGCAUUGCCGCUGGACAGAAACGCCAUAACCACCAGGAGGACAACGACAGCUUGGAGGCCGAGGCAGGCAGAAAAAGCAAGGUGGUAGCGCCGGAGCCAGAGGAGACAGGGGAGAUGGUCGACAGGUUCGUUCUUGUUGGGUACCAGUCGCUGCUCGACAAGAUGAUGGACAUGAGCAUCGCCGUGGACAGCGAGGCCGAGCACAAGGCCAGGACGAAGCAGGGGAAAAAGAAGCCUACCAUUACCAUGGCGGCGAGCAGCAGCAGCAAGGAGGAGGAGGAGGAGGUGGUGGUGGACUUGCACGCCUUGCUCCUACAGUGUGCACAUGCGGUGGCCACUGGAAACCGCCUUCAGGCGACCGAGCUGCUUUGCAAGAUCAAGCGGCACUCCUCGCCUACGGGAGACGCCACACAGAGGCUGGCCUAUUGUUUCGCCCGUGCACUCGACGCACGGCUCGCAGGCACCGGAAACCAGCUGUACAGGUCGCUCAUGGCGAAGCACACCUCGGCCAUGGAAUUCAUCAAGGCCUAUCAGAUGUACCUCGCGGUUUCCUGCUUCAAGAUGAUGGCGUUUAAGUUCUCCAACCUAACCAUCUGCAAGGCUGUGGCUGGUAGUACAAGUAGGAGGAAGAAGAAGCUGCACAUUGUCGAUUACGGCGAGCAUUGUUACGGGUUCCACUGGCCAACCCUGCUUGGCUUCUGGGGGACAAAAACUUGGGACGAAGACGAAGCAGGACCGCCGGAGGUGAGGAUCACCUUCGUUGGCCUCCCUCAACCAGGGUUCCGUCCGGCUGCUCGGAUUGAGGAGACAGGACGCCGGCUCAGUACCUUUGCUCGUCAGUGUGGCAUCCCCUUCAGGUUCCGCUGCAUCGCGGCAAAGUGGGAGACGGUCUGCGCCGACGACCUCGACCUUGAACCUGACGAGGUGCUCGUCGUCAAUGGCCUCUUCCAUUUUGGCAGGAUGAUGGAUGAGGGCAUCGAUGACAUAUACAGUCCAAGCCCUAGGGAUGUGCUCCUGGGCAACAUUCAGAAGAUGCGGCCGCAUGUGUUCAUCCUCUGCGUCGAGAACAGCUUACACAACGCGCCAUACUUUCUAGGACGGUUCCAAGAGGCAUUGUUCUACUACUCCUCCAUGUUUGACAUGAUGGAUGCAGCGGCGCCACGGAACAAUGACCAGCGCUUGCUGGUCGAGCAGGACCUCUUUGGAGGGCGUGUUCUGAAUGCCGUUGCCUGUGAGGGGUUUGAUAGGGUGGAGCGUCCUGAGACGUACAAGCAGUGGCAGGCACGGAACGACCGGGCUGGAUUGAGGCAGUUGCCACUGGAUCCGGAUAUUGUUAAGGCUGUGAGUGACAAGGUUAGGGAUAACUAUCACAGGGACUUUGUCGUCUAUGUGGAUCAGAAAUGGAUCCUGCAGGGAUGGAAGGGACGCAUACUCUAUGCUAUGUCCACUUGGGUUGCAAACGAGGAUGCUAUCUCAAAUCUUAGCUAGCUAGCAACACGUAAGACUCAUGUCCUUGUAAUAUACUAUGUGACAUGCUUAAUUAUAUUAGGUUGUACUGUUUUUUUU
Molecule: messenger RNA, 2385 nt
Organism: Sorghum bicolor (sorghum)
Lineage: Eukaryota; Viridiplantae; Streptophyta; Magnoliopsida; Poales; Poaceae
Product: scarecrow-like protein 34
Exons: 1
Coding region: 226-2307 (693 amino acids)
Biological process (GO): regulation of DNA-templated transcription
Cellular component (GO): nucleus
Molecular function (GO): DNA-binding transcription factor activity; sequence-specific DNA binding
Source: RefSeq, a predicted model, not a curated record